Penicillium riverlandense is the source of this 348-nucleotide messenger RNA. RefSeq names its product thioredoxin family protein. The coding region runs from base 1 to 348 and encodes 115 amino acids. The record is from RefSeq and is a predicted model, not a curated record. Gene Ontology annotation, molecular function: protein-disulfide reductase activity. Lineage: Eukaryota; Fungi; Ascomycota; Eurotiomycetes; Eurotiales; Aspergillaceae. The transcript is spliced from 2 exons.
AUGCCUGUCAAAGAAAUCACCUCAAUGCAAGACUUCAAUGAGGCCCUAUUCACCGACGGCAGCGUAGUGGUUCUCGACAGCUGGGCGAAAUCGUCCAAACCAUGCGAAGCCAUCGCCCCGGUGAUGGAGGAGCUCAGCGAGAAGUUCGACCACGCUAGAUUCUACAAGAUGGAUGUGGGCGCUGUCGACGAUGUUGCGCAGGAGCUUGGUAUUAGCGUCACACCGACGGUUCUUCUUUUCAGGGAUGGGCUGAAGAUCACGGAGGUUGUGGGGGCUCAUCCGAAGACCAUUGAGAAUGCGAUCCACGAAGCGCUUCCUUCUGAGAUUCAUGGGGUUGGGGAGACAUAG